AAGUGUGAGUCCAGAAAAGGGCAUCAAGAUUGAAGAAUUGCACCAAAUCCCCACAAAAAUACUACAAAAGGAAUUGUAAUAAUAAUAAUUGAAUUUGCCAUUGUUGACCAGCCUUCAAAACUUGUUGCUUUCUUCCUCUUCCUAUAAAUCUCUCCUCCUUCUCAGGCCUACUACUACCACUACUACUACUACUACAUCCCUCCGCUUCCCCACCUCCGUGCCCGCCCUCCGAUCGACCCCUUUCCCCCUCCGUCUCUCCUCAACCAUGGUUGAUGUGGCUGCUGAUUCCGGCAUGGAUGCUGUCCAGAGACGCCUUAUGUUUGAAGACGAAUGCAUUUUGGUUGAUGAGAAUGAUCGAGUUGUUGGCCAUGACACCAAAUACAACUGCCAUUUGAUGGAAAAGAUUGAGUCUCUAAAUUUAUUGCAUAGAGCUUUCAGUGUCUUCCUGUUUAACUCAAAAUAUGAGUUAUUGCUUCAGCAACGAUCUGCAACUAAGGUGACCUUUCCUUUGGUGUGGACAAACACCUGCUGCAGUCAUCCUCUCUACCGGGAUUCUGAGCUUAUUGAAGAAAAUGCUCUUGGGGUGAGAAAUGCGGCUCAAAGGAAGUUGUUGGAUGAACUUGGCAUUCCCGCUGAAGAUGUCCCNGUUGACCAGUUUACUCCGUUGGGUCGUAUGCUGUACAAAGCACCAUCAGAUGGAAAAUGGGGAGAACACGAAUUGGACUAUCUCCUCUUCAUUGUGCGGGAUGUUAGUGUGAACCCAAAUCCAGAUGAAGUAGCUGAUGUCAAAUACGUGAAUCGAGAACAGCUGAAAGAGCUUUUGCGAAAAGCUGAUGCUGGUGAGGGAGGUCUGAAGCUGUCCCCGUGGUUCAGAUUAGUUGUUGAUAACUUCUUGUUCAAAUGGUGGGAUCACGUUGAGAAAGGUACUCUCAAGGAAGCUGCUGACAUGAAGACCAUUCACAAGUUAACUUAGAAAUGUUAUUUCGAAUUUUGCUGCAUUUGAUUCAAAUGGAUGAAUUCAGGAAAAUAGGUUCUUGAGACCAAUUUGGUAAGAAAUAUUGAUGGAUUUGGUGAUGAUGUAAGGUGAAACUGAAAUUUGAGGUUUCUCCAUGUCUUGUUUAGGAUGCCUUCGUUUGUGCUUUACAGUAAGCUGUUGCAAUAACUCAUUAAAAACUCUUUUCCAUGCACCUACAA
Molecule: messenger RNA, 1194 nt
Organism: Sesamum indicum (sesame)
Lineage: Eukaryota; Viridiplantae; Streptophyta; Magnoliopsida; Lamiales; Pedaliaceae
Source: RefSeq, a predicted model, not a curated record